GCGAUGCAGUCUCUUGCCCAAGUGGCGGGCAGCCAGGGUCCCGACUGUCCCGCUUAUCCUGUUUGGGAAUGGACCGACACAGCUUGUUCCCGGCGGACCCCUACUUCAUUCCGGGUUACGGAGGAUUCUGCCCGCAGUUCCAGUUCCAGAUCGGACACUCCUACGGGGCCACGACCCACAAUCUGCUGACCGACCCCAGAGUCCGACAAAACAGGAGUACUGUGCUGUCACCCACCACGAAUCUAGAGAAACCCCCCGAUGCCCUGCCAGCCAUAAAGGGCACAAUCAAGGGGCUUAGGGCAAUACCUGGAUACUCAGGAUGCAUCCCACUCAGGAAAGACCUGCACGGCAGCCCCUACUGCAGCGAGUCCGCAGCAGCCAAGGAGAAGUUCCUCCGACUCCGGAGACAGCAGGACAGCAACAGGGAGAGGCCUGUGCUCCUCACCUACAGCGAUGGCUCAGAACGGAUUUCUGUUAUAAACAAGACCGUACCCUUGACAGCUAAACCCCUACCCUCCGGUGACUGGGCUGGUAGGACAGCCCAUCUUGAUCCUAAACCAUCAUCCCUGGCAAGAGACCGCGACACUCCUCUGCGUGCCAUCGCAGGGUACACUGGGUUUGUCCCUACUUACCGCUGGAGCCUGGCUCAGAGCUAUCAGCCAGCAGUCCGGGAGGCCAUGGGGAACUUUGACCACAAUCAGUUUAUCUUGCAAAACCCAGGCAAAACAGGAGAAACUGCAAGACUACCAUCACUGCCAGAACUCUACACUAAGACAGGCAUGCUGCCACACUACACUGGCUUCAUACCAGGUGUGCGAUACAAGCAUGGUUUAACCUUCGGCCAGAGCUCCAGAGAGUCCUAUUGGGAACAGAAACCUCAGUAGAGCCAACAUGGACACAAAAGGCAUGGACUAUCAAAUGAGCUCUUUUUAUUGAGGAUUUCCAUCUGUACAGAUUGAGCUGAUAGACAAAGCCAGGUAACAUUAAGAAACAGCAAAGUGAAAAAUAAAAAGUUGAAAAAACA
Molecule: messenger RNA, 1024 nt
Organism: Lepisosteus oculatus (spotted gar)
Lineage: Eukaryota; Metazoa; Chordata; Actinopteri; Semionotiformes; Lepisosteidae
Product: ciliary microtubule inner protein 2A
Source: RefSeq, a predicted model, not a curated record